Salvia hispanica is the source of this 1158-nucleotide messenger RNA. NCBI's taxonomy places the organism in Eukaryota, Viridiplantae, Streptophyta, Magnoliopsida, Lamiales, Lamiaceae. The record is from RefSeq and is a predicted model, not a curated record.
AUGAUCAUGAGAGCUUAUACUAAUGUGAUUCUUGCUCUGAUCAUCCUCUGUUUCAUCAACAACACAUUUUUGUCCCAUGCAUCUGACACCCUUUCACCAAACCAAACCCUCUCCCGCGAUCAAACCAUCGUUUCCUCGGGUGGUGAAUUCGAGCUCGGGUUCUUCUCUCCAGGCAACUCUUCCAAGUACUACAUAGGCAUAUGGUACAGAAAAAUCACUGACAAAACCGUUGUCUGGGUUGCAAACAGAGAAGCUCCCAUUUCAGACAAGAACUCUGCCCUACUCAAGGUUUCACAAGGUAAUCUGGUGCUCGUAAACGAAUCCCAGAUCGAGGUCUGGUCAACUGGCUUAAGCACCAACUCAACAAGUUCUGCAUCCGUUUUGCUACUUGACGAUGGAAACUUGGUUUUAAGACACGGGUCCAGCUCGAGUUUAUGGGAGAGUUUUGAUAACCCUUCUCAUACAUGGAUGCCUGGUGCAAGAAUUGGGUAUAACAAGAUUACUAAAAAGAAGCAAUUUCUGACAUCAUGGAGAAACUCAGGGGAUCCUGCUCCUGGGCUGUUCACAUUGCAGAUGGAUCAUAACAAUAGCCAGUAUACAAUGAGGAGGAAGAGUGAGCAGUAUUGGGCUAGUGGACCUUGGGAUGGUGAGAUUUUCAGUGGGGUGCCGGAAAUGAGGACGGCGAUUAGGCAAGGCUACCGUUUCACGUACGUUGACAACGAGAACGAGAGCUAUUACUCGUACAUGAUUUUUGAUCCGUCAUUUAUCGCGAGGCAGUUCUUGGAUGUCACGGGGCAGUUGAGGCAGCAAAUGUGGACAGAGUCCGACUGGCUCGGGUACUGGUUUAGGCCGAGGCAGUGUGAGGUUCCGGCUUAUUGUGGGGAGUUUGGUGUGUGCAGUGAGCCAUCACUGCCAAUCUGUAGCUGUUUGGAGGGGUUUAAGCAUAGGUUUGAAGGUGAGUUUGGUGUGUGCAGUGAGCCCUCUGGUGGCUGUGUGAGAGAGGAUGGAUUGGUGUGUGUCCCCGGAAAAGAAGCAAAAGAUGGGUUUUUUAUGAGACCGGGCAUGGGUUUGCCUCGCUACUCUCGACUGGAAACACCAGUGGGAGGACUAUCUACAUUAGACUCUCUGCUGCUUCCUCAAUUUUCCGAGGCCAAAUGA